This is a messenger RNA of Striga asiatica, 2082 nucleotides long. The record is from the annotation of a GenBank genome assembly. NCBI's taxonomy places the organism in Eukaryota, Viridiplantae, Streptophyta, Magnoliopsida, Lamiales, Orobanchaceae.
AAAAAAGGUGAGGUCCGAUGACAAUUUUUAAAAGUUCUAAUCCCCACUAGUUUUCUUUUUCUUUUUUCCACAUAAAAUGAAAAUAAAAUCUAUAAACAGCCUUGUCACCAACUCCAUCUUCCUCUCGUCGUCUACAUUUCUUACACGAGAGGAUAGCCAAAUAGCCCUCUCUUUCUCUCUCUCUCUCUCAAAUUAUAAAACCAUUGGAACACACAGAAGAAGCUAACACCAACGCCAUAGUUACUGACUCUUUCUUUCGAAGUGAAAAAAUAGCUGUUCUAUUGAUCGGGUUUCCCUCAUCGCGAUUGAAAUAGACAUAUACUGCUAUAAGGACUGAGUUUUGGUGAACAAUAAUUGUAGAGCAAGAAAAAGGAAACAGAGAGAGGAAAAAAAAGGAAAGGAUUUUGAGUUAUCUGCUUCACAAUCUGUAUAACUCUCAGAUCUUGAAUUGGAUUCAUUUUUUUUUCUUCUGGGUUCCUGUUUUUGGUGAAAUAUAAGCUGGUAUUUGCUGGAUUUCUGGGCGCCGUUGAUUGUUUUUUUCGAUCAGUUUAAAGAUCAGAUAGUGUCUUGUUGUGUAAGAAAUUGCCAUCUGCUCAGAGUGAAUGGAAAUGGAAGUGGGAAAGUUGUUUGUUGGUGGGAUUUCAUGGGAGACUAACGAGGAGCGUCUCAUCGAAUAUUUCCAAGCUUUUGGCGAAGUUUUGGAAGCUGUGAUUAUGAGGGAUCGAGCUACGGGCCGGGCCCGUGGUUUUGGUUUUGUGGUCUUUGCAGAUGCUUCUGUUGCUGAAAGAGUUGUUAGAGAAAGGCACGUCAUCGAUGGCAGAACCGUUGAAGCAAAGAAAGCCGUUCCAAGAGAAGACCACCAAACCCCCAACCGAAACAUGCACGGGCCCCAAAGCCCGGCCCGAACCAAGAAAAUAUUCGUCGGGGGCCUCCCUUCAACAAUCACCGAAACCGACUUCAAGAAAUAUUUCGGCCAAUUCGGGACCAUAACCGAUGUUGUCGUGAUGUACGACCACAACACGCAGAGGCCCAGAGGCUUCGGUUUCAUAACGUACGACUCGGAGGAGCCAGUCGAUCGAGUCUUGGUGAAAACAUUUCACGAGCUCAACGGUAAAAUGGUCGAGGUCAAACGGGCCGUCCCCAAAGAGCUUUCCCCUGGUGGGCCCGUACGAAGCCCGUCGACCUACAGCCCAAACCGCGCAGUCGGGCUUUUAAACGGGUUUUCUCCGGGCUUCAAUGGUUUGAAUGGGAUGAGAAUGGAUGGCCGGUUUAACACGAUUGGUCGGGCAGUCGGGUAUCCACCGUACAGCCCUGGAAAUCAUAGCGUGGGAUCGAAUUUGGAGACUGGAUGGGGGUUGUUGAAUUCUGGUUUGGGAUAUAGAAACGGGAUGGAGUACUCGUAUUUUGGUGGGAAUUCGGGUAAAAAUGGUUCCUUUUUGAACGAUCGUGAAGCAUAUAUUACAAACUCUGGAAGUUCGACUGGUUUUGGAAAUAUAGGAGAAAAUUGGGCUGGAAUCGGAUCAUCCCCUGUUUCUGCUAAAGGUAGGGAGAGUAUCAUCUAUGGUGGUGUGCAGGACAACUAUGGUGGGAUGGCGGGUUAUGCGAGGGAAAAUAGAGGUGUUUUUGGUUCGGAAUCGUUUUUUUCGAGCACUGAUAUUGUUCGUGACGAGGGCUUUAAUUCCUUUUAUUCGGAUAAUGCUUGGCAUUCGUUGUCUCGGGAGCUUGAUGGGCCUGCUGAUGUGGCACCGAACAAUCCAGUUGGUUAUGUUGGGGAUUAUCGUGUUAGUAGCUCUAAUAGAGGGAUUGCUGCAUAGGAAAAAUUACUGUUUGGAUACAUAAUGACCGUACAUUUGGAGUGCAAAAACCCCCCAAAAAAAAGAAGAAAAAAAAAAAGUGAAACCGAACUGUAGGAUAAUCUAGUGUUCUGGAGAUGCUUUUAAUCCUAGAUUGAUAUUUUAGUAGAGGCAUUAUGAAGGAUUUAUUACAUAAGCAACAGAGAACAAUAUUCGAGUGAGNAUGUAUUCGCGAUACGUUGUCAUUAUAUUUUUAUUCUCGUGUUGAGACCUGAAAUUCCCAGGUUCG